UGAGUCUGACUCUGCCACGUUGCCGCGGGCGCCGCUUCUUCUCACCGCCAGGGACUGAAGCUGCCACUCACCGGCGUUUAUACCGCAGACAAAGCGCCGAUGUCUUAAAAUACACGGGGAAAGAGAGCAGACAGGCGGUUCUUGUAGGAGCUUUAGCGGGAGUCGAGAUGCUGACGGACGUGAUAGUAGAGGAGGACUUUGACCGCAGUGAGGAGGAGCUGUGGUACAGCAGAAAAGACCUGGAGCACGAUCUGCACUUGGCUGCUGAGCUGGGCAAGACUCUGUUGGACAGGAACCAUGAGCUGGAGCAGGGCCUUCAGCACAUGUACUCCACCAAUCACGAGCAGCUGCAAGAGAUUGAGUAUCUGACCAAGCAGGUGGAUCUCCUACGGCAGAUGAAUGACCAGCAUGCCAAAGUGUACGAGCAGCUGGACCUGGCAGCUCGAGAUCUGGAGAAGAGCAACCAGCGGCUGGUGCUGGAGAACCGCACGUCCCAGCACAGGAUCCAGAGCCUGACGGAGACCAUCGACGGCCUGCAGACUCAUAUGGAGAGCCUCCAGAAGCAGGUGGACGAGCUGAAGGCGUCUCAGUCCAGGAGGGAUUUCACAGCAGCACGCCGAGCCCUCGGGGCCCAGAGCAUGUCCUGCCUGAAGGAAAUCUACGAUCUGCAGCAAGACAAGAGCUGGAGCUCAGAGGGUCUGCAUGAGGAGCGGUCGUGGCCUGUACUCAGUGAGCGGUGUGUGGAGGAGGAAGAGGAGACCUCCACCCUUCAGCACAGCCUCCACAAGCUGAAGCAGCAGCUGGCGACGGAGCGAGCCCGACGGGUGGAGGCAGAGCGAGAGACUGAGCUAACUGUUCUGGAGAACAGUGCUCUGGAGGACCGCCUGAGCCUGCUGGAGGGAGCCCGCCGCAGACAGGCGGAGCUGGAGGCUGAGGUGGAGGAGCUGCGUCUGCUGUGGCGCUCCGAGUCAUCCUGCUCUAGACCGACCGACACGCUGCUGCCCGACAAUGUUUUCUUCAGUGCAGAGGAGCGGCUGGGGGUGGAGCCUGAAUAUGAGGAGGAGGCAGAGUUUCCUCAGGGGCGUCGCCGCUGCAGCAGCGACAGUUACGUCAGAGGAGCUCGAGCAGAGGAGAUCCGACGUGGACACGAGCGCACCUGUAUCCGCAGAGCUCAGGCCGUCAAGCAGCGCGGCAUCUCUCUGCUCAAUGAGGUGGACGCUCAGUACAGCGCCCUGCAGCUCAAAUACGAGGAGCUGCUGCGCCGCUGCCAGCACGGGGCCGACAGCCUCAGCCAUAAAGCCGUCCAGACGCCCAAAUCCCAGAGCUGCUCCGCCACAGACACCGCCUGCCUCUCCGACCAGCUCCAUCAGCCCGAGUACAAAGCCCUGUUCAAAGAAAUCUUCACCUGCAUUCAGAAGACCAAAGAGGACCUGAGUGAGAACAGGGCUGUGCAGGGCCAGUAAGGUGUGACUGCUUUAAAGGGGCUGUUCAUCCAAAAAUUUGAUGAAAUCCUGUUAUCAUUUACUCAUUCACUCGGUGUGAGUUUCUUUCUGCUGUUGAACAUGAAGGAAGAUGAACUGAAGAAUGUUGAACACAAAAGAAGAUAUUUUGAAGAAUGCUGGAAAAACAUCCAUUGACAUCCAUAGUAUUUGUUUGUUCCUACUAUGGAUGCCAAUGGCUGUUUUUCCCCCCAACAUACUUCAUGUUUUGUGUUCAACAGUAGAAGCACUUGAGUCUGAGUAAAUUACGAGUAUAUUGGUCAUUUUUUGGGUGAACUGUCCCUUUAACUUGACUUUGCACUUCCUAAUGUGAUUUAAUAGUGUGUUUGUGUGUAUGUGUCUAUUGCACUAUAACAGCUGUGCCUAUACACAGUAUACAACACCAAACCGUCCACAUCCAGAACCUGAAUGGUCUGAAUGGGGUUUUUCUACUUUUAUAAGUCUUAUUCUAGUGAGUGACGCACACAUGCUGUGUGAAUCAGCCAUACCAGACGCCUGAGGGACUUCAGGUUUGUCAGCAGCUGUUCGGCGGAAGACUAUUGUUAUUAGUACUAACAACUAACACAGUUAUUGAACUAACUUGAUGUACAUGAUAUGACUGAUGGGUGAAUCUCACACAACCUCCAAGAAUGAGGUUUUAGACCGCAAAAAAUACAACACAAAAAAUGAACAUAUUGUACAUUUAUAGGACAUAACUUUUUUUGAUGUGUGACAUUAUCAUGACGUAUCCCCCUAGCACUGUGGCGGAGUCCGUUAAAGACUGGAUUUUGCGAUUGGCGUUUCAAAAUGCAUUGCUAUUCUCUUGAAUUAGUUCUGAGCUUAGUUUUCAACAGCAGAAGGCGCUCUUGGCUAGUUUUAACCAGCAGAUAGGCUAGAUUUUUGGCAUCAGAUGACACUCUAGGCUAGUGUUUAACAGCAGAUAGGCUAGUUUUUUAGCAUCAGACAACACUCUAGGGUAGCGUUUAACAGCAGAUAGGCUAGUUUUUUAGCAUCAGACAACACUCUAGGGUAGUGUUUAACAGCAGAUAGGCUAGUUUUUUAGCAUCAGACAACACUCUAGGCUAGUGUUCAACAGCAGAUAGGCUAGUUUUUUAGCAUCAGACAACGCUCUAGGCUAGUGUUUAACAGCGAUUAGGCUAGUUUUUUAGCAUCAGACAACACUUUAGGCUAGUGUUUAACAGCAGAUAUGCUAGUUUUUAGCAGCAUGUGGCAUUCUAGACUAGUUUUCAACAGCAGAUGGCGAUGUAUGCCUUACAAACAGUUUGCCGAGCGUUAUCUGCUGUUAAAAAAAAAACUAGCCUUAGAGCACCAUCUACUGUUAAAAAACUAGCCUAGAUCACAGUCUGCUGUAAGAAAAUAAAUAACUCAGAGUGCCAUCUACUGUUAAAAAACUAGCCUAGAGCGCCAUUUAUUGUUAAUCUACUGUUAAAAAAUAGCCUAGAGCGCCAUCUACUGUUAAACUAACAGAAUGCAAUCUAUUGUUAGAAACUAGCCUAGAGCACCAUUUGCUGUUUAAAAACUAGCCUAGAGCCCCAUCAAAUGUUUAAAAACUAGCCUAAAUCGCCAUCUAAUGUUAAAAACUAGCCUAUCUGUUGUUAAGCUAGCCUAGAGCACCAUCUAAUGUUAAAAACUAGCCUAUCUGUUGUUUAAAACUAGCCUAGAAUGCCAUCUAAUGUUAAACUAGCCUAUCUGCUGUUUAAAAACUAUUCUAGAGCAACAUCUAAUGUUAGAAACUAGCCUAUCUGUUGUUAAGCUAGCCUAGAGCACCAUCUAAUGUUAAAAACUAGCCUAUCUACUGUUUAAAACUAGCCUAGAAUGCCAUCUAAUGUUAAAAACUAGCCUAAAUCGCCAUCUAAUGUUAAAAACUAGCCUAUCUGUUGUUUAAAACUAGCCUAGAAUGCCAUCUAUUUUUUAAAAACUGGCCUAAAUUUUCAUCUAAUGUUAAAAACUAGCUAAUUUGCUGUUAAAAUCUAGCCUAAAUUGCAAUGUGUUGUUAAAAACUAGCCUAAAAUGCCCUGGCUAAUGUUAAAAACUAGCCUAUCUACUGUUAAACACGAUCCUAGGGCGCCAUCUAAUGUUAAAAGCUAACCUAAAGCGCCAUCUGCUGUAAAACACUAAGCUACAAAGUGGCUUCAAUAGAGAACAAUGCAUUUUGAAAAUCUCAAAAUCGAUUUCUUAAACAAUUUUUUUUUGCAACAACUUUAUUUUCAUAAUCCUAUUUGCAUGUUUUAAAAAGAGCAUCUAAUCUAAUUGUCAUUACAUUAAUGCACAAAUUAAAUAGUAAAAUAUCUAAAGUAUUUAAUGCGCUAAUUUAAAAGCUAAGAUUGUGCGAGAAAACACUCACACGAAUAAAAAAAAAAUUGACGCUUAAGCUUUUUCUAAUGAAAUAUGACCCAGACAUUCUUUUGUGAGAUUCAUUUGAUAAACAUUAAAAAUAUAUACGUAUAUAAACAAAAUGGAAUUCAGUAGGACCAUAAAUGUAGCCAUAGAUAUCAAGUGUCUAGAUAUUUCACAUGCAAUACUAAUUAAUUUAUAAUAGAAAACGCUGCAUGUGAUUUCGGUGACGUUACUAACAGUGAUCUCUUGUAUUUGAGCAAUACUGUUUGCUGCUUUUUUAAACUGUCUUUACCUCAGUGCUUUGAUGUGCUUGCAGAACAGCUGUAUUAACUCUUGUCAAUGUAAACGGUAUGCUUGAAAAUCCGUGUAAAUAGUUUGUUCGGAUCAAAUCGUGGCUUGGCGUUCGGCAAACACACUCGCUCUAGCUAAUAGUCUCCAGCACUUUUUGUUUUGGCGUUCAUGUAAACACCACUGUGAUACUAUGCACUUUAGACAGACCUGUGGUCAGUUCUUUGGUUUUUUUGAGUUACGUUUUUAUUUAUUUAUUGUUUUCAUUUAGUGUCGAGAGGUUUUAUUUAUGUUCUUGUUUGUCGUUCAUUUACUGUUUUCAGAUUUAUUUAUUUUUUUCUCUCCUGUGGUUCAGAUCAGCAGUAGAAAGUUCAGUUUGAUGGAAAUGAACAUGUUGGAUUUUGAGCAUAGACGAAUAUUGAAAAGAGACCCUACACUGUAAAAAAACAUCUCUUCAUUAACAGUUUCAGUGUUUUUGGUUUAUUUACAGUUGUGAAUUGCAUUAUGGGAUGUUGAUCUCUGCUCUGUUGACUUUUAAUGUUAAAUUCAACAGCAGACUGCGCUCUAUAUAGGCUAGUUUUAAACAGAAGAUGGGCUAGUUUUUAGCAUCAGACGAUGCUCUAGGCUAGUAUUUAACAGCAGAUAGGCUAGUUUUUUAGCAUCAUGCGACGCACUAAGCUAGCGUUUAACAGCAGAUGGGCUCGUUUUUAGCAUCAGGCGAUGCUCUAGGUUAGUAUUUAACAGCAGAUAGGCUAGUUUUUAGCAUUAUGCGACACUCUAAGCUAGCGUUUAACAGCAGAUGGGCUAGUUUUUAGCAUCAGGUGAUGCUCUAGGCUAGUAUUUAACAGCAGAUAGGCUAGUUUCUAGCAUCAUGCGACCGUUUAAGCUAGUAUUUAAGAGCAGAUAGUCUAGUUUCUAGCAUCAUGCAAUGCUCUAGGCUAGUAUUUAACUGCAGAUAGGCUAAUUUUUAUAUAUAAACUAGCCUACAUCGCCAUCUAAUAUUAAAAACUAGCCUAGAUUGCAGUUUGAGAGCCUAGAGCAGGGGUGUAAAAACUAGUCCUGGAGGGCCGGUGUCCUAGAGAGUUUAGCUCCAACCCUAAUUAAACACACCUGAACCAGCUAAUCAAGCUCUUACUAGAUAUACUAGAAACUUCCUGGCAGGUGUGUUGAAGCUAGUUGGAGCUAAACUCAGCAGGACACUGGCCCUCCAGGACCGAGAUUGGACACCCCUGGCCUAGAGGGUCAUCUACUGUUAAUCUACUAGCCUAGAGCGCCAUCUAAUGUUAAAAACCACCCCAGAACACCAUCUGCUGUUUAAAAACUAGCCUAGACCCCCAUUUGAUGAAUACAAACUAGCCUAGAGCUCUAUGUGCUGUUUAAAAACUAGCCUAUUUGUUGUUAAAAACUAGCCUGGAGCACCAUCUAAUGUUAUAAACUAGCUAAUCUGCUGUUAAAACUAGCCUAGAAUCUCAUCUAUUGUUAAAAACUAGCCUAAAUCGUCAUCAAAAAAAAAAAAAAAAAAUGGCCUAGAGCGCCAUUUAAUGUUAUAAACUAUCUUAAAUUGCCAUCUAUGUUAAAAACUAGCUAAUCUGCCAUUUAAGAACAAGCCUAGAGUCCCAUCUAAUGUUAAAAGUUAGCUUAAAGUACUGUCUAAUGUUAAAAACUAGACAUAAGCGCCAUUGAAUGUUAAAAACUAUCCUAAAUUGCCAUCUAAUGUUAAAAACUAUAGCUUAAAUUGCCGUUCAAUGUUAAAAACGAGCUAAUCUGUCAUUAACAGCUAGCCUAAAUUGCCAUCUGUUGUUAAAAACUAGCCUAUUUGCUGUUAACUAUUCGCUUCGAGAGCCAUUUACUGCAUCUCUACAGUUAAACUAAGUGACUUCUAUUGACAUUUUAGUAUAGUUUGAAAUAAUAUAAUAUAUGAAAUAGUAUAUAGAUAGGUAGGAUAACAGAAUAUGUACUGGCAGUUUAUUACAAUGUAUUUGUAGCAUAACAUACAACACCAACCCAGACAAAAUAUCACUUUAAACUAUUAAAAAUGUCAAUAAAAGUCACUUUUUAAAACUUUUCAAGGUUAAAAGUUGUUGGAAAAUAGAUCAAGAUCUCCUAAAGCAAUUCAAAAGCAGAAAUAAACAUGCAAAAGGAUAAAAACAUGAAUUACAAAAUUACGAAAACUGCUAAUUUAUGGAUGUUUUUUUACAGUGUAGCAUGAAACAGCUUGUGGUUUAAUAGUUCAACAACAGCUGAUUAUCACUGGCUUAUGUGUUUGGUAACACAUAACACUGUUCAUGUGAUAUUUAAUACUUAACCCAGAUCUUUUUGAGUUCAUAAAUACCUUGAGUUGAUUGUAUAAACAAGCUGUUUUCCAUCGACGUAUAGUGUUAGACGUCUAGGAGAGUGACAGACUGGAUAUACAGAAAGUGUUUUUGAUUUGACCCAUUCCUUUAGUCACAGGGAAGUGUUUAUAGAUUGUACAUUGUUUUAUGAGGGAUGAAAAUGGUGGUGUUUUGCAUUUCUGAGCUUAUCGCUUCAGUGUUUAGGACGGUGUUUCCCAACCCUGUUCCUGAAGACGCACCAACAACCCAUAUUUUGGAUGUCUCCCUUAUCUGACUGGUUAACGUCAGGAUUUGGAGUCUUUUCUAAUGUUCUGAUGAUGUGUUUGAUUAGAGGUUGAAAAUGCGUACUGUCGGUGUGCCUUCGGGAACACUGUUGGGAAACACCGGUUUUGGAAAAUGGUGCUACUGUACCGCAGCCGUCCUUCAGCUAUAAAAGUGGUUUUUGGCAUAAACUCCUGUCAUUUUUAUGCACCAUCCGAGCUUUUGUGGGAUGAUGUGCUUCUCGGUCAGCGACGUGUUAGAAAGCAUGAUCAGAUGAUAGUGUGCAGCGGAAAAAUACAGCUAUUGUUUUUGUAAGAUUAAAAACAUUCAGCAGUGUUCAUUGAAAUGUUAAAAAAGUGGUUAAACUACCAAAUGUAGACCAAGUAUGGGACUGUCUUGUAAUAAUACCUUGCUGGUCAAACAAUCAAUUUGGGAUGAUGAUGAUGAUGAUGAUGAUGAUGAUGACCACGUUAGUAUUUGUUAACUAUAUUAAAUCUGUUACCUCCUCCAUCCAGAGUUGAUUGUUUCAGCCAUCCUGGAGUUCAAUGUUUUAAGUAAAAGAAUAGUUUUCUACGUUAUUUAUUAUUAUUAUUAGCGGUUGAUGAUUGUAAAAUUUGACAUGCGUAGUGAAGGAAUGCAUCUGAUUAUUACUGGUGCUGAAUAUGCGCGGUUCUUCUCAGAAAUACUACAGUGUAGAGUAGACCCAAUGCCUUUCUGAAGAUCUCUGAUCGGUGUGUGUGUAACGGCAUGACUAACGUUGAACUUGGGUUACCAAAAAUCCUGGAAAUAAAACCGUAUGAAUGAACCGAU
Messenger RNA from Danio aesculapii, 7528 nucleotides. It is a transcript of the gene cdr2a, whose product is annotated as cerebellar degeneration-related protein 2a. Lineage: Eukaryota; Metazoa; Chordata; Actinopteri; Cypriniformes; Danionidae. The transcript has 6 exons. The record is from RefSeq and is a predicted model, not a curated record. Bases 168 to 1463 code for a protein of 431 amino acids.